This is a messenger RNA of Aspergillus nomiae NRRL 13137, 1023 nucleotides long. RefSeq lists its product as uncharacterized. The record is from RefSeq and is a predicted model, not a curated record. Lineage: Eukaryota; Fungi; Ascomycota; Eurotiomycetes; Eurotiales; Aspergillaceae. The coding region runs from base 1 to 1023 and encodes 340 amino acids. The transcript is spliced from 2 exons.
AUGAUAACAAUAGCCUCCCUUCCGCAGGAAAUAAUCGACCAGAACGCCGUCUUCGCCAGCCAUGGAGAUGGAUCAAGCCAAUUCCUCAAAAGCCUCCGCGUAGUUAGCAGGCCGUUUUGCUACAGCGCGACGCGUAUUCUAUUCCAGGCAGUCCGCCUAUUCCAGAAAAAACGGAGCGAUUCCGAUCUCGUGAAACGGGAUGAUAUUCAGGCAUUACUGGAACUAGCCCAGUCUGGAGCCAGUCGAUACAUACGGGUCAUGCGAGUUCAUGGUGACACUUUCCUCAAGUCCUCUGACCCAAGUGAGGGAGUAGAAGUGAUAGGCACUGUUGCGAAAGCCUCCCGGGACUAUGUGCGCCCAAGACUUGAGAGGUUGGAGCUUUUUGAACCCGACAAUCUGAUGCUGCGCGAAGUCUCUCAUCACGCAGUGGCCCCUAUCAUCGCCGGUCUCAAGUACCUCACUAUCUGGGGAUGCGCAGGGUGUCCAAACAGUCCAGAAAUGCGACGCAUCUUGCAGUCGGGUGAGAGUCUUCGAUCGGUAGAGUGGCGAAACUGCUCACCAUCCUUCGAGGGGCCUACUGGUAUUGUUCACCCCAGAGCUCCGUUGGAACACUUGAUACUAUAUUGUUAUAACCAGAUUGUCAUCUCACUGGACGCCCUGUCCUCCACGGUGCGCAAUGCCAGGAGCACCAUCAGAUGUUUGGGCCUUUACCCCAUGAGAUGUCAUGUUGACGCGGCGGAAGAGCAUGCCCAGGAGCUCGUGAGGGAGCUUACAUCUUGUCAUUUGCUUCAUCAUGUGGAUGUGCCCCUAUUUCCUGAAACCCCUGUUGUACAGCAACAUGCUGAAAGGGUGAAGUCGACAAUUCCUCCUGAAGACCUGUGUAGUGAAGAGUGUUGCCUUGAUUUCUGGCCGCGGUUGGGUCUCAUUCGACUUUUGAUCUGGGAUUAUAAGCAGGCUCGUGGAUACUCCGGACCAGAAGGUGAUGUCAUACAGAACUUGGUAAAUCAAGGACUACCUCAUUGA